AAUGAAAUCAAUAUUCGAAUUGAUCGAAAAAAAAAUCGAUUUGAUUGAUAAAAGUGAAUGAAAUGGGUAGUAAAUAUUCAAAAUAUGAACAUUUAAAAACAAUUGAAUCACCAUUAAAUCAGGCACAAGGAUUAAAAAUAACACGUAGUGGUUUACAAAUCAAUCAAGAAGUUACGAAUAAACCAUUGAAUAAAAAAAUGGUUGAAAAAUUACGAAGAAAUCCAAAAACUGCACCAGAUGUAUUGAUCAUUUUGAAUCCACCAUUUUGUGAUAUUGAUCGUAUUACGGAUAAUCUUUAUCUAACCGGUAUGGGCGGCCUAACUGAAGAAAAUAUUUCAACAUUAAAUAUAACAUUGAUUAUAAAUGCAACAUAUGAAAUGCCAUUAUUACGUAUGAAAGGUGUUGAUUCAUUUCGUGUACCAGUUGAUGAUGAUGGUAAUGAUGAAAUUAUUUUAUAUUUUGAUGAUGUUGCCAAUCUUAUUGAUCAAACAUCAAGAUUAAAAGGUCGUACAAUUGUUCAUUGUAUGGCUGGUGCAAGUCGUUCAUCAACAUUAGUUAUUGCAUAUCUAAUUAAAUAUCAUGAUUAUAGUUUGAAAACAGCAUUCUGUUAUGUUAAAUCAUUACGAUCAUGUGCACGACCGAAUAUCGGAUUUUUUGCCCAAUUAAUUGCCUAUGAACGUUUUUAUCGUAAAGAAACAUCCGUUGAAAUUAUUGAAAUUGUUAAAAAAGGUAAAAAAGUACAGGUACCUGAUUUUUAUCCACAAAUGUUUCCCGAAUUAUUUAAAGCUGAAAUUAAUCGUCAAUUAAAUAAAUCACAUAUUAGUAAUAUUAAAUUACAAGAAAGUAAAGAACGUAAUUAUAUUAAUCCAAGAAGAAAAUAUCAAGAUAUGCAACGUGAUAUACAGGCUAUGAUUGGUAAAAAUACUACUACUAAUCCACUCAAAUAACAAAAAAAAAAAAUCAAACAAAAAACAUUUUUU
Dermatophagoides pteronyssinus (European house dust mite) is the source of this 980-nucleotide messenger RNA. RefSeq names its product dual specificity protein phosphatase 21-like. Gene Ontology annotation, cellular component: cytoplasm. Gene Ontology annotation, biological process: protein dephosphorylation. The record is from RefSeq and is a predicted model, not a curated record. Lineage: Eukaryota; Metazoa; Arthropoda; Arachnida; Sarcoptiformes; Pyroglyphidae.